Xiphias gladius (swordfish) is the source of this 6110-nucleotide messenger RNA. It is a transcript of the gene nampt2, whose product is annotated as nicotinamide phosphoribosyltransferase 2. Gene Ontology annotation, biological process: NAD+ biosynthetic process. Bases 322 to 1803 code for a protein of 493 amino acids. The record is from RefSeq and is a predicted model, not a curated record. The transcript has 11 exons. Gene Ontology annotation, molecular function: nicotinamide phosphoribosyltransferase activity. Lineage: Eukaryota; Metazoa; Chordata; Actinopteri; Istiophoriformes; Xiphiidae.
UGCGCUCGGCCAGGCGUACUGAAACCCGCCCCUUUCCCCACAACCCCCCAAUUUGCGAUAUGAAUACUUCCCUGAUUCGUUUACCAGCGCUGUAACGUCGAAAUCUCGAUUCACUGGAGAAACACAGGGGUUAAAAUCACAAUAAUUCGUCGCUGAAGGCUUAUUUUCCCUGCUGCCUGUGCUUUAGUCUUUCCUAGCCCGGUCUAACAUUAGCUACUUGGUCUGGGUCCUGUGUCGCUCUCUUGUUAAGUUGGUACGAGGGCACCGAGACUGAAGUGACAUUUAGCUACGUUAACGUAAAUUCAUUCAUCCACAACGACAAUGGCAGCGCAGGAUUUUAAUUUCUUGCUUGCGACGGAUUCCUACAAGAUCACACACUACAAACAGUAUCCUCCAAACGUCAGCAAAAUCUACUCCUACUUUGAAUGCAGAAGAAAGAAAGGUUCCCAGUUUAGUGAAGUGGUGUUCUUCGGUCUUCAGUAUCUGCUGAAGAAGUACCUCACAGGCCCUGUGGUCACGGAGGAGAAGAUUCAGGAAGCCAAACUCUUCUACCAGAUGCACUUCAAACAAGCAGUGUUUGAUGAAGAAAGCUGGAGGAAAGUCCUCGAGAAACAUGAUGGCCGUCUUCCUAUCCGGAUCAAAGCCGUCCCUGAGGGCAGGAUUAUACCAAGAGGCAAUGUGCUCUUCACUGUGGAAAACACAGAUCCCAAUUUCUACUGGCUCACCAACUACAUUGAGACCAUGCUGGUCCAGAUGUGGUAUCCCAUUACAGUAGCCACCAUAUCCAGGGAGUUCAAAAAGAUCCUGGCCAAGCACCUGAAGGCAACCUCAGGAAGCCUGGAAGGCUUGGACCUGAAACUGCAUGACUUUGGCUACAGAGGAGUCUCCUCACAGGAGUCUGCAGCAUUAGGUGGAGCAGCUCACUUGGUUAAUUUCUGCAGUACAGACACAGUAGCUGGGCUGCUGAUGGCUCAAAGAUAUUAUGGCUGCCCGAUGGCUGGCUUCUCCAUUCCAGCAGCAGAGCACAGUACCAUCAUCUCCUGGGGGAGGAGCAGGGAGAAGGAGGCAUUUGAGCGAGUCCUGGACCAGUUCUCCUCCGGACCAGUUUCAGUGGUCAGUGACAGCUACGACAUCUUUAAUGCCUGUAAACACAUCUGGGGAGACAAACUGAAGGAGCGAGUCAUGGAGCGCAGCCAGGACUCCUGUCUGGUCAUCCGGCCAGACUCUGGAGAUCCCGCAGAGACUCUUAUUGAGGUCAUCAAGAUUUUAGAAGAGUGUUUUGGCUGUUCUCUGAACUCUGUUGGAUUUAAACUUCUGCCUUCUUACCUGCGAAUUAUUCAAGGAGACGGCAUUGACCUCAGCUCAGUGGAUGAGAUUCUUCAGAAGCUGAGUGAUGAAGGCUGGAGUGCUGAGAACGUCUUCUUUGGAUGUGGUAGCUCUUUGCUUCAGAAACUCAACAGAGAUACACUCAGCUGUGCCUUCAAGUGCAGCUAUGUGGAAACUAAUGGCAAGGGGAUGGACGUGUACAAGCAGCCGGUGACUGACCCAUCCAAGGGGUCAAAGAGGGGUCGAUUAUCACUGAGGAGAAACUCUGAUGGCUUCUUAGAGACAGUAGAGAGAGGAGCAGGGAAGCCUGAGGAGGACCUGCUGGUGACUGUUUUUGAUAACGGCAACCUGUUGCAGGACUACUCCCUGGAGGAGAUCAGGAAGAACGCUCGGCUGCGGGACGAGGAGCUGAAUCCCAUUCUACACAACCACGAACAAGAGCUGCUGCACAAUCAUAUCAUCAAUGGGAUUCAUUAGAUCAAGCACAAAGUCUCUCACCAUGCAUACAGUACUUCAGUGUUUAACAGGGUACACUGGAAUGAAGAUUGCAGGGUUUUAAAAAGGCACCUUUCUGAGUAUAAACUGAACAUGUUCAAGGGGAGUGAAAAGCUGUUUCUCAUAGCAGUCACCACCAAGCACUCCCAGCACCACCACAACCCCCCCCCCCCCCAAAACCCCCACCCCUGCCAUAUCAUCCUGAGGAGUCCAUUGAUAAUAGGUAGAUUAGCUUCUUUUAUUUUCUCUUCUGGUCAAAAACUCAGCCAGCACAAAAUACACUCCUUUGUCCUGGAAUGGCCAUGCCCAGAACUGAAGCUCAGGGUCAAUUAUGAUAAGCUAAGUUAGUUUUUAAUUUUUCCUUUUUUUUAAUUUAAAGAUAGACUUCCUGAAUUUGCAGUUGCUAUUAAACACUACAACAAAAUUAGGGAGUAUGUCUUUGAAGAUAUUUUCAUUGCUGGUGUGUAAUAUCUGUGAAUUGUCGUGCCAAAAAUUACCUAAGCCUCCAAAUAUUCCAAGCUUCCAUUUGAUUUCUUUUUCUAAGUUUUCUGUUAGAGUAGAAAAAUCUUUUAUUCAGCUUUUUAAACACUAAAAUUAACUAUAACAAAAUAUGAAUAGUAACUGUAUUACUGAUCAUUGUAACAGUGGUACAUCAUCAGGUAUGGGUUACACUGAGUGCUUAAUACACAAUAUUUCACUUAAAGUCAGUGUCAUCUCCCUUUAUCAGCAGAGCAGUAUAUUGCUCCAGCUUAACUUGCUGCCACUUAGUUUACUUUUGUUUUUUGACAGGUUACCAGUCACAUAGAUUCAUAACAGCUGGGUUUUCGUUUUCCUUGUGCAGAUCCAUAGUUAAGAUCCAGCCUCUAACAAUCAUAUAAUUCUUCAGAUUUCAGAUAUGAAAGGGAAACACAAACCAUGAACAGUAUAUAAAUUAAGAUAUUAUAACACUGGCCAGUAUUGCAAAAUAAAUAAAACAGACUGUGGUGUAUACCAGUUUGGUCAAAAAAGCUAAAUCUAUGAAACCAUACCUGUUGCUUCUGUGUCACGAUUUCUGAUGUCAUUGACCCACAAAGCACACUCUAUGGAAACCCAAAGUAUUACAUAUUCAAUAAAUAAAAAAGACAUUAUGAAAUAAUUAAUCAUAUGAAUAACCAAUAAUUUGUAAAAUUAUAAGAAAUUGAAAAUCAAGUUAUUAUUAUGAAAUGCUAUUUCAUUGUACUUUUUUGUAAUAAAAAUUUUAUUUGAUAUUUUAAAAGACCAAUUUUAUUUCAUAAUGGACCUUUUUAUGACAGUGAUAGUGUUAACAGCCCCUGCCUCAUGUAUCCUCUCUUAAGCUAGCAAGCUAAAACAUUGCUACCAAAUGUAGCCAGUUAGCUCCUGUUAGUUAGGGCAACAGCAAUGUCAAAGUAGUUGUGAAUCAACCAACUACAGAUUGCUGCUGUAAAUAAGAAUUACACAGGCAGUAAUUGCACCUCUUUUAUUUUUUAAGCCUUCGCUUAACAAGGCUGCUAAUACUACCAACCUAGCCAGUUUUUUGUUUUAGCUAGGCCAGCUUGUUAACUUAGAUUAUCAAUCAGCAUCGAAGCAAGGAGCCAGUGUUGGGAGUUUUAGCUAGCUCCUGGUGGCUUGAGCAACCACAUAAAUAAAAGGAUAUUUUUGUAUCUGUGUGUGUUUACCAUAAUAAUUUACAGCAGCAGUUAGGUAAUGGAUUCAGGAUUAAGCUCUUGCCAGCAGGAAAUAACUGGUUAAUUCUGGUAGCAGUUGCUGAGCUUGCUUGCCAAAGAGACAGGGGUCAUGUGAUUGGCUGACUGGUGAGAGGUGGUGACAACACCACUGUCAUGAAAAGUGACAUUAUGAUAAAAAACUUGAAAAGGUGAUUUUUUUUAAUGAAAAUAAAAAGUGAUGAAAUUUAAUAACUAGAAUGGGGCUCAGUAGAGCGCAUACCUUCGCCAAAGCAAAAAAUGCCUUCCAAACAUCUUGCAAUGUUAAGGAAAGUGAUAAAAUAUUCCUGGAUAUGCCCCUUUAACCAGAUCUGCAGUAAGAUUUAGUGGAUUCUUCCCUGGUCCAUGCCUCAUCCCUCCACAAAGUUUUUAGAAAAUCUGUUCAGUAUUUUUUGUGUAAUCCUGUUGACAAUAAACAAACUAAGAGGUCAUUCAGAUAGCAGAGACGUCUACCAAGGGCAAUGUCAAACAACAUACACCAGACUUCAGAGAAAAAAAUUCAAAUUCAUAUUAAAUGAUCUGGAUCUGCCCCAAAAUUUAAUGUGUUCUUCCCUUGCCAAUGCCCUCUCCCUCCACCAAGUUCGGUGCAAAGUCAGUACUUUUUGCGUAAUCCUGUUGACAAACACACCAACAAAAAGACACGGGUAAAAACAUAACCUCUUUAGUGGAGGUAAUAAUGAGCUGAGUUUUAAUGAUUUCUUAAAGGACUGCACAAGUUUUUGUUUCAUUUAUUUGUUUUACACUAUUUAUUCAUAUGACUGUUCAUUUUAUAAUUGUUAAAUUGAUAUUGAAAACUUUGGAAAACUUUCCAUAUAUUCCUUAAUUAUUAAGUCUUCUGAUAAAUUCUGCUGAUGUCCAGAUUUUUAGUUUAAUUCACUGGUUUCCGACUGUUAUGGUUUGUGACCCUUUUAAGUGAAGGAGUGUCUACCUGGGACCCCUCACCACUGGUUCUGUGCAUCUGUGAGCAGUUCAUCCAAAGAUUUUUAAUCAAAGAUUGAGGAGGUAUUUUGACUAAUUCAGUUUCCGUAAAUCCAAGGAAAUAGUGACUUUGAAGUAUUCUCUGAACUGAAAUUGAUGAAGGUACAGACACAUUCGCAUUUUUCUGUUUCCAUUUAAACACUACCAAAAUUGUUAAUGUCUUCUGUUUCAGCAAGAUAUAAUAGGGCAAAGUAUUUGUUUCUCCCGGAGAAUUGCAUAAUUAAGGAUGAUAUAACAAUAACUGAUGUACAAAUUCAACAAACAUGGUAUCCUGAAAUACUGAAAUCUGCAGUGAACAUGGCUCACGUAGUCAUCGUCUACAGAGAAAUAAAGGUAUCUGUAGGCACCUAUUGAUAGUAGUAAGACACCACACUGUGCUGUAAGUGCUUGUUUGCUUUUUUUUGCCUUCUGACCUUUGGACUGGAUUCCAUUAAAACAGUGGUGCUGCUAUAAAGGCACAUUGCACCUCUCUCUCAUCUGUUCACACGGAAUUGAUGCACCCUCUGUCAUGUGUAAUUUCAAUGUGUUUAAAGGUGGCAAGAUAAUUCAGUAUAAUUCUUCAGUAUCUUGAGUGAUUACGACAAAAUUCUGUUAUUGAGGUGUAAUGGCUUACGGUUCUCACACCUAAAUAAAUGGUAUGUAAAAUUGGCUUUUCUGGAGGUUUUGACCUUCUAAAACACAUUAUAAACAUUUGAAUUAGUUUAAUGAAUAUAAAAUAGUUUGGUCACGGGAUUUUUAAUAUUUUAGUAAUUAAGCUAACACCAUUUUCAUAUUGAGAUAAUGCAUCACUCAUAUUACAUAUAGUUGAUUUGAUGAUACAGUGAUGAUGCUUCGGACUUUAUCAGCAGGAAACUGGGCAUGUCAUCUUCAAACACAACUCAAACUUAUUUCACAAGUUUUUUGUUGUCAACCUACAAAGUGAUUUUUUUUAUUUAAAAUUUUUUGGUAUCCUUUGCUGUUUGAUACAGUUUGGAUUUUGACUAAUACUUUGUUUAUUUUUGCAGAUAAACAUUAGAAGACAGACCGGGUAUUAAAUUGCCUUCACUAAAUUUAAAGUUAGCAUGUAAUUGUUCACAGCUAAAAUGACUGCAUUAUGUGGUAAAAUAUACUGCACUGGGGAAAUUCCACAGCCAUAGAUGAUAAAGAUACUGGUGAAGAGAACGUAGGGGAAAACUUUUAUUAAAAGUCAGGGGUGUUUUUUCAUUUUUUUAUCAACAUUAAAGGAAUUUUUUUUAAAUUUACUGAUAUUCUCCUACAGAUAAAGCCUCUGAUGCAUUCCACCACUUUUAUGAUGAAGCAAUAAGUCUUAAUGUGCCAGUGUUCACUCAACCUUCUUUAUUUACAACCUCUACACAAGGGGCAUUAUUACCUCAAUCAAAAACGUAUAGAUAGUUUAGCAAACACGCACACACACAUAUAUAUAUAUAUAAAUAUAUCAGCCACGACAUCAAAACCAGUAACUCGUUUGAAUGUUGUGGCUGAUCGGUGUUUGUAAGUAUAUUUUGUAAAUAUCCUUUUCAAACUGAUUUGCUUUUAACUGAUCUGUACAUUUUAAAUGUUCUUCAUAUUUGAUUUUUUUUUUUGUUUCAA